Molecule: messenger RNA, 681 nt
Organism: Microthlaspi erraticum
Lineage: Eukaryota; Viridiplantae; Streptophyta; Magnoliopsida; Brassicales; Brassicaceae
Source: the annotation of a GenBank genome assembly
AUGGAUAGCAUGAGUGAGGCAUUUGAUCAAAUGCAAAUGGUCAAGGAUGUUCUAGCCAACAGUGAUAAAGUUUCAGAGGUCCUACAAGAGUCUACUCAUCAGUUCAACCUGCUUACUUCACCCACCUUCCUACCAAAGGUCAAGGAUCAAGGGAAAUUCACUCUCCCUUGCACACUUGGGCAUCUUGAGAUUGACAAUGCCUUAGUGGAUUCUGGAGCAAGCAUCAAUCUGAUCUCUCUCUCCAUGGCAGAGAAGCUAGGCAUUGCUGGAGCCUUGCAGCGCCCUACUACUUCAAUCAUGUUUGGAGAUGCAACUUCUAAGUCUCCUCUUGGAGUGUUCAAGAACUAUCACUUGAAAAUUGGAGAAUGCAUCAUCCAAACUGAUCUCACUGUGAUGGAAAUGGAAGAAGAGAAGGAUUUGCCUGUUAUUGGGAACCCCUUUCCUUAUACCACUCUCAGUUCUAAGAGUCAUGGAGCUACAAAGGUUGUGAAGGAAAGGGUUGACAAGGAACCAAGAGUUGGGAAGGAUAAGGAUGAGAGAGGACCAAGGAUUGAGAAGCCACGUCUUGAGAGGGCUAGAGUUGAGAAACCACGUCUGAUAGGCCACGAGCUGAUAGACUUGUUCAAGCCCCUUGUGUGCUUGAUGAAGAGAGCCUUCAAGCUUUGUUUGAUGAGCCACUAG